Eurypyga helias (sunbittern) is the source of this 698-nucleotide messenger RNA. Its product is annotated as N-alpha-acetyltransferase 35, NatC auxiliary subunit-like. The annotation marks the transcript as partial. The transcript has 8 exons. Gene Ontology annotation, biological process: N-terminal peptidyl-methionine acetylation. Gene Ontology annotation, cellular component: NatC complex. The record is from RefSeq and is a predicted model, not a curated record. NCBI's taxonomy places the organism in Eukaryota, Metazoa, Chordata, Aves, Eurypygiformes, Eurypygidae.
AGCUCUAACGGUGCGGUACCAUGGUUAUGAAAGCCUCCGUAGAAGAUGAUGAUUCAGGCUGGGAACUCGGUAUGCCUGACAAGAUGGAAAAGAGUAAUACAAGCUGGAUAGAUAUAACCCAGGAUUUUGAAGAAGCUUGUAGAGAACUGAAGUUAGGAGAACUGCUUCAUGACAAGCUUUUUGGUCUUUUCGAAGCCAUGUCUGCCAUUGAAAUGAUGGAUCCCAAGAUGGAUGCUGGUAUGAUCGGAAACCAAGUUAAUAGAAAGGUUCUUAACUUCGAGCAAGCUAUUAAGGAUGGCACCAUUAAAAUAAAGGAUCUCACUUCACCUGAGCUGGUAGGAAUAAUGGAUACAUGUUUCUGUUGUUUGAUAACAUGGCUAGAGGGACAUUCCUUGGCACAGACGGUAUUCACUUGCCUUUAUAUUCAUAAUCCGGACUUCAUAGAAGAUCCUGCGAUGAAGGCUUUUGCUCUAGGGAUCCUAAAAAUCUGUGAUAUUGCCAGAGAAAAGGUUAACAAAGCAGCUGUUUUUGAGGAGGAAGAUUUUCAGUCAAUGACUUAUGGAUUUAAAAUGGCCAACAGUGUGACAGAUCUUAGAGUUACAGGUAUGCUGAAAGAUGUAGAAGAUGACAUGCAAAGACGAGUGAAGAGCACUCGAAGUCGACAGGGAGAAGAGAGAGAUCCUGAAGUUGAACUUGAA